Molecule: messenger RNA, 1908 nt
Organism: Colletotrichum siamense
Lineage: Eukaryota; Fungi; Ascomycota; Sordariomycetes; Glomerellales; Glomerellaceae
Gene: het-6-8
Product: Heterokaryon incompatibility protein 6, OR allele
Exons: 6
Coding region: 1-1908 (635 amino acids)
Source: RefSeq, a predicted model, not a curated record
AUGUCAUACAGCACGAAUCCGCUCUCAUUCUUGGAAGACCGGCAUUUGAGUGAGAUGGAACCCCAGAGGGCUCUGGUCCCCAUUCAAGGCCCUGCCUCGCCCAGAAGCAGACGGCUUGUCCCGACCCAAACGCCACCUACAACUCUACCACGAUACUAUGACGAGGCACCGCUUAGACCCAGGAUCAGAAAGCCUGCAUCAGCAGCCUUUACCGCAAAAGUACUUCUCGGCCAGCUUCUCUCAUAUCCCUCGAUGAUGGCUAGAGGCGGCCGCCUGCCGCCGUUCAUCUUCCCUCAGUGUGCGAUUGAUGGAGUCGUAUCACCUGUUGAAUGCAGUGCUCAGGGGUAUCAUCAGUGUUUGCCUGAAGUGCUGGCCAUCUGCUGUAGUCUGAUACAAGCCUACGAGGCGAGGACCCCUGGAAGCACGGCCUUCGUAUGGAAGAGCAUCUACAAGGAGGUUGGCAGGAUUAGAGAAGAGUACGAUUCCUUCAGUCGUGAAGAACUCGUAUCAGCUGGGCAGGCUAUGACGAUAUACGUGCUGUUGCAAGUGAAGGACCAAGAUUCCAUCCCACACAACGAUAUUGACUUCCUGAUAUCAACCCCUGUUCUCUUGGCAAGAAAGCUUUAUUUUCAGAUGGAUUACACCUCCAACUUCAUCAAUGGCGCUAGCCUUGAUCGGCGUGAAUGGGCUCUGAGAGAGUGUGUUCGGAGAAACGUCUGUCUGAACUUUGGGUUCGAGCUGCUCGUCGACACAGACUUCAGCGGAGGGAAAGCAGCUACCUGUGGUUAUGACAAGGUGGCAGUUCCGACAGGAAGGUAUCUGUGGGAGCCUGUGUCAAAUGUCGAGUGGUCUGCGCGCUACAAAAAGAUGGAAGCAGAGAUUCGGAAGAAGCCCUUGAGUAUCCAAGAUCUGCGACGGGAGAAGCGGGAGAUUAGACUUCUAGUCGUCGAUUCCAUGGACUUUGCUGUCAACACAGUUCAUGUGUCUAUGGAAAUCGUAUCCUUGGAUGAUCAACCCGAAUACGAUGCGUUGUCUUAUGUUUGGGGUUCUUCAUCACCGCCCCGGGGAGAGCGCGGGAAGCUUUACCUCGAUGGCCACAUGCUCGACGUAACUCAAACACUGUUCCAAGCUCUUCGAUCCAUCCGAAGCUACCCAAAGACACCCCCACGACGCAUUUGGGUCGAUGCUGUCUGCAUCAACCAGCAAGAUCACCGGGAAAAGUCUUGGCAGAUAUUGUUGAUGGCCAGCAUCUACAGGCUCGCCUCCACGACAUAUAUAUUCACGAACGAUAAUCUUCAAGGCAUCCGAGCUGCAUUACAACUUGAUGCCCGAAAGUUCCGAGCAGAUAUGAACCACUUCAAGAGAACUGCUGGCGACAAGAAUGCAGACGGACCUCAGCCCGAAUUGAAGCAAGACAACAUUCAUGUCGCUAUUUGGCGCGACAGCUCUCAAACAUCGAGAAACUGGAGGGCUAUUAAGUUGCUUCUCAGUCACCCUUGGUGGGGACGAAGAUGGGUGAUACAAGAAGCCUUCUUCUCCAGAAACCCGGUUUUCAUUUGCGGUUCGGCCUCAGACAUAUUACCGUUGGACAAGAUCGCGCAAAUAGCCGUCUGGCACCAGAAGUUUGCCUCAUCAGCCCAUAACGUGCCCGAGUUUAUUCAAACGCUUUUCGACUCGUGCCCUUUCUAUCCGCUCCUCAGGGAGUGGAAAUCAUAUCGAACAGACCCUGACGUCCAUAGGGCUCCUCUUCCAAGAUGGAUGACACUAGCAAAGGGCUUCAAACAGAGUCUUUCCAGAGACAUGGUCUUUGGUCUGUUGUCCUUGGCAUCACCUGAAGACCAGUUGAGGGUCAAGCCUGACUACUAUCAUUCAGACGAAACUGUGUUCACGUCCAUUUUUGCAGUUUAA